Messenger RNA from Silurus meridionalis, 3563 nucleotides. RefSeq names its product proteasome 20S subunit beta 11b (gene psmb11b). Gene Ontology annotation, cellular component: proteasome core complex. The transcript has a single exon. NCBI's taxonomy places the organism in Eukaryota, Metazoa, Chordata, Actinopteri, Siluriformes, Siluridae. Bases 1291 to 2496 code for a protein of 401 amino acids. The record is from RefSeq and is a predicted model, not a curated record.
AUGUUGGUAACAACCAAAUGCAAUGAAGACAUACAAAGAAAUCAACCCAUACCAUAAAAUGUUUAAUAAUGUGAAAUGACACAGGGAAAAAAAUAUUAUUUAUACCUUUGUUGGUAAUGAAGGCUUUGAGAUGCCUCCUGUAUGGAGAAACUGGUUGCACGAGUUUGUGGUUUCUUCUAUAAUCUCUGAUCUUUAGUUCUUUCCAUGGAUUUUCAAUUGGAUUCAAGUCAGGUGAUUGGCUGGACCAUUCUAGCAGCUUUCUCUAAAAGUUUCCUCGGCUGUGUGUUUGGGAUCGUCAUCUUGCUGGAAUGUCCACCCUCGUUUCAUCUCUAUCAUCCUGGUAGAUGGUAGCCGGUUUUUAUCAAAAAUGUCUCGGUACAUUUUUCCAUUCAUAUUUCCUUCAAUUAUAUGAAGUUUGCCAGUAUUGUAUGAUGAAAAACAGCCCCACACCAUAACGUUUCCAUCUCCAAACUUCAAUGUUGGUAUGGUGUUUCUGGUGUGAUGUGCAGUGCCAUUUGUCCUCAAAACAUGGUGUGUAUUAUGGCAUCCAAUGAGUUACAUUUUGGUCUCAUCUGACCAGACUUUAUUCUCCCAGUAUUUCACAGGCUUGUCCAAAUGUUGUGCAGCAAACUUUACACGAGCUUCAACAUGCUUUUUCUUCAGAAAUGAAGAAGUCAUAGGUGGUGAGUCAACUAGAAUUUAAAGCUUCUAUGGACACAAUCAGGUUAAGCAUAGUUAGAGUACUUAGAGAUCUUAAUGCUGUUGGUAUAACUGGGAUAAUCCCUGCAUUUAUAACUGGGCAACAAACAGUGAAGUGGAUGCAAUGAUAUUUACAGUAUAUUUCCACUGCUGAGCCUGAAGAUGUGGAUAUAUUUAGAUGAAUAAUUUAAAGCAGUUACUAUUGUAUUAUCAUAGUUUGAAUAGGUUAAAUAAUUGUAAUUUGAUAGCAGUAUAUUUUGCAUAAUGUAUCACGAGUACAUUUUUUAUUUAUCCUUAGCAAAUUUACUAAACGGCAAGGCAUCAUGGACUGACAAAACCGAGUGCAUAGCUCAGCUUAAAACAGCAUAGUGUGUUUCGCUUCAGUAGCUUUAGAUGUUUUCAUGCCUCUCUAAACUGAAACAGAGAGCACUCGAGCAUGAGAGAAGGUUCUGAUGACACUUUAUAAGAGACAUGUAUAAAAGGACGAAUGUAUAAAAUGCUCAGUUCACUUAACAGACCGAGUAUCACAAGGCUAAUAAGGUUCUAGGUUCUGUGAAUAUUAGCAUUUUUUAGCAUUGUCUCUCGGAUGACAUGGCUUUACAAGAUGUGUGCGAUUUUCUCGACCCCUCUAGUGAUCUUCAUUGGAACGCUCCACGUUCAUGGUCCAAGUCUCUCGUGAGUACCUUUCACGUAGGUGGGUCGAAUACCAGAUGGCUGCAGGAAACCAGAAAUUCAAGUCCACUGGAAUUUUAUGUACCGGUGCAAGAAUACCUAACAAAAAGCCCUAUUCAGUUUGGUCAAGCCCAGCCUAUUUUAAACAACUCACCUUGGACUUCUAAAAGCAAUGACUGUUCCCAACACUCCCCGAAUUCUCUCUCAACCUCUCCCUCUGUUCCUCUGCCAUUCCCUCUGGGUCACGGCACCACCACGCUGGCAUUCAUCUUCCAGGGUGGCGUGAUUGCUGCAGCAGACUCCCGAUCCAGCUGUGCAGGAUUAGUCGCGUGCCCGGCAUCCCAAAAAAUUAUCCCUGUCCAUUCCCAUCUGGUGGGGACCACGUCGGGAACCUCGGCCGAUUGUGCCCUCUGGAAGCGCAUCAUAGCGAGGGAAUUGAGACUUUACCAGCUCCGAAACAAGCGAAGGCUGUCGACAGCGGGCGCCGCCAAGCUCCUGUCCCACAUGUUGCACCCUUUUAAAGGCACUGAGCUGUGUGUAGCCGCUACUCUCUGUGGAUGGGAUGUACACGAGAAAGAGGUGACACAAUGUGCAACUGGCAAAUCGUCCAAUAGCAGACCACUGGCAGAAAGUGAUCCCGAAACCUCUGGACAAGACAGCGAUGGUAAAGCUCUGAUGACAACUAGAGAUCCUUUCCAAAGUGAUCCUAAAACCCAAACAACACCCAUUUCUACUUCAACAACAACAAAACUCUCCGGUCCGGGCCUUGUUUAUGUGUGCAGUGAUGGCCUCCGUUUGAAGGGUGAGCUUUUCUCAGUGGGAUCGGGUUCUCCCUAUGCAUACUCCAUCCUGGAUGAGAGGAUUCACUGGGGGAUGAGUGUUGACGAAGCGGUCUCUGUGGCCAGGGAAGCCGUGUAUAGGGCCACGCACAGGGACGCUUACUCGGGCAACAACGUCGACCUGUACCACGUUACCGCUAAAGGCUGGACACGUCGGAAAAGGGAGGACCUCAAAGAAGAGUACUACAGAGAAAAGGAGAGAGAGAAAACAAAAAUGGAAGAGAGGAAGAAGGAAAGAGAGAGAGAGAAAGUCAAAAAAGAUGACGAGUCUGAAUUUCAACAGUAACCAAACAAAGAUAAAAUAAUAAAUACAUUUGACCCAUGUGUGAGUGUUUUAUGUAUUGUUGUUAUAUUAUAGGAUAAGAGUACAAAUAUAUAGAAGAUUCAGAUUUUUCAAAUUUCAAACAUAUUAGCUUUAAAAUGUUUGCUCUGCAUUUUACUUGAGUUUACUGAUAAGUCUAGAAAUAAGAGUUUGUGUUGUUCUAUGUUAAAUAUGAGAUCAGCGUUAUUUUUCAUCCAACGUUUUCCCAAUGUAUUUUCAUGGAGGACCCUGUAGAGCUUCCAGAGAAAAUUUGUCUCUUGGAGAAACGUUGGUGUUUGUGCUUUUUAAAUGUAACCAGUAACAUCGAACCAAGAAGGUGUAUCUAGUUGUGUGUCAAUGUUUUCAAUGGUGUCCUGAUCCUUACAUACGUUUAAGGGGAAAAUUGUUUGGACAAUAAAACCGGUGUAAGUGAAUGGAUUUCAUGUUUAACUGGGUGUUCACCAUUUUGCUAUGAGAUAAAACGACCAACCGCAUUUUAUUUGAAGUGGAAAGGGUGCAGUUCCUGACACACAGUAGGAACUAGAAGAAAGAAAAAAGAAAGUUCGAGGUAAUGCUCCUUUGCAAAAAAACAAAAAACACCAAGUGGGCGUGAAUACAAAAGAUAAUGACAAGUAACAUGCAAUGUGGUGUGACAGGAAACACUGAUCAUAUACUGUAGGGAAGUAAACAGUGUGAACGCAGACUGAAUCAGAAAGGACUUAUUUGUCAAAUAUAAAAAAUGGUUUUUAUAUUAUAGUUGGGAAGUCAAGUGGAUUUCAAGUUGCACAUCUUCCACAGAGAUGCAAAUCCACAGAGGAAAAACAGGCUGUUGUUUUGCAUUCCUUUCUUUUGGAAAUAAUGGGAGAGUGAGAAAGAGAGAGAGAAAGAAAGAGAGAGAGAGAGUCUGUGUUAACUCUCUGGUAUCCUUUUUUCAUUUCCUCAACUUGAGUCUAUUUUUAUUUUGAAUAAUUUUACAUUCACACCAGACACAUUCAUAAAGUCAAUCAAACACGGCCAACUUCAGCAUGAUGGGCAACGCUGGGGUAUAUUUC